CGGAAGCAAGGUGCACAGGUCGAACAGUCCUUCGUCGAGCAAGGAGGUUCGCAGGAACACGCUAAACGAACGACACGAUGAAGUUUCUGAUUCCACUAAUCCUGGUUUUGAGCGUAGCUUCGGGCGCGCGACUGAGUCUUUUGCCAUACGCAUACUUAUCAAGCCCGAUCCCGGUGUAUCACCAAUAUCAGAACACGAGAACAGGUGAGCACGCUUUUAGCUACGCGGGUGGUCCUUCCGCCCAGGAGCAAGUGAAAGACGCGAGCGGAGUCCUCCGCGGUUCCUACAGCUACAUAGACGCCAACGGCAUACUCCAGUCGGCGUUCUACGUCGCCGACGAAAACGGUUUCCGCGUAGCUGCGACGAAUCUGCCUUCGGACGACAAUGUAAAUGCGGAGGCGGCCCACAUCAUCCUCGCGAGGAGCGCGAACGCUGAAGAGAACUCGAGAUCCAAUCGCAGAAGACGCAGCACGGAGUCAGACCCGAAUCUCCAUAAAACUAAGAGAAGCACGCAGGAGAAUAUCAAAGAGGUUCUGCUAGAACCCGUGCAGUUGGCCGACGGCAUCCCUUUGGCGACCUCGCACCAGAGUCAAGUUCAAGUGCAUAAGAACACGCGGUUGGACUUGACGGAAGUCGAGGCUGACGCGAAACCGGUCGACCUGCAGCCGAUCCAGCCUCUGCAGAUUACGAAUACCAUAUUGAGCGGGUUGCCGGUGCUGACUCGGGCGCCCACUUACCAUGAAAAUCGCAUAGAGCUGCACAAGGAUCUCGGUAUCGAGGGACCCGAGCCGAAAGACGCCGUCAAGAUAGAUCCCGAACCACUGACCAUCGUCCAGUCCCCGUCUAUCCAGGCUAUUCCCGUUGCUUCCACCGUCGUCGCCAGGGAAUCUCUGCCCAUCGUGCCUGUCGUCGCUAAACAAGCUGUCCCCGUUCUGCCAGCCGUUCAAAUUGGUACCGCCUCCGUCACCACAUCGAUUUCCAGUCACGGUGUCAGCCAAAUUCACGGAGCCCAGGAAGCUGUGGCUAUCCCAAGCGUCAUCGCCAAGGAAAGUACUCCUGUCGCCCUGAUUGGUACCGAGAAAAAUGAGAGCUUGACCAAGGAAUUACCUAAUCUCGCCACAGCCACGGUGACCACUUCCAUCUCUAGUCACGGUAUCAGUCAGAUUCACGGCUCGAACGCGAAACUCGAACCCACGCUCCUAUUCAAGACUGCUGCACCCAUCGCUCAUCUGCAACCGAUUCUCAAUGUCCCUAUACAUACUUUGUAUCUUCAUUAGGUCGUCAAUUGAUUUUCAAUGAUUUUGCACGGGUUAUUGGAAAACGGACGGGUAAAUAUCUGGGGAUACACUUGCGACCUCUGAUCCAGACGAAAAAGCUUUCGACGGGAGCGCGUUCUUCGGGAUGAUCGGUCGUGGCGAACUGUGAGCGAGAGUUUCGAUCGCGAGUCGGUCGACAGCUCGUUCUACUGGCGCACAACGUUUACUUCUACUUCAUCGCCUUCUCCAUUCUCUGCAUCGGAAAUCGCUUCAACGAUAUUUGUUAAAUUAUUGCUCACCGUUCAUGCUCGACAAUAAAAAUAAAUUUAUAUCUAUGUAAUUUGAUUUCUAUUCUUCGUCCUAUGUACCCUGUUCCCUGAUCGGAAUUUUUAGACACAGCGCAGUACAAAAGUAUUACGAAUUCCCGCAUUCCUAAUUAAGUAAACUAAUCAAUAUUCUUCUCGAGCUUUUCUCAAACGAUUCCCAACGAUUUUAUCCGAGAUAGAAAGAAACUUUGUAGAACAGUUCAACCUUCGGCUCGUCAAAAUUCUAUGCAUGGUCAUUUCUUUGGUGCGUCUGUGAGAAUCGGCGGUCGUUGACCUGUCGGAAACAGAAUGAUCGCGUGUCCAGUCGUCGUAUUUGAUACUGCCUCGCUUCGGUUCUUGCGUUUUCUUUUGGUGUAUCGAAACAGGAAGGUUUCCCUCCGCGGUGUCCAUGACUCGCGGGGUUCCCAUGGGAGAACGCCGCGCACACCCUUGACCUUGAACGCCGUUCGGCUUCCCAUUAUCGGGAAUAUAUUACGGCAUUAAAGCGGCUCGCGCGUGUCCAGUGGGACGUCGGAUUAAUCCCGGGCUCUAUACGAUCGUGCUCUCCUCGUUUUCUUCCCGAAGCGAAUCGCUGUCCGUCCCAACUGCCACGGAAUCCAGGCGCGGUUCCGGAUUCUGAGGAUACUGAAUCCACGGUUUUAUGCCGAGUAGACGGAGCCUCAGACUUUUCUCAGGUGUACAAUCGUUUCCCACCGUCUAUGAAUCCAAAGGAUUAUCCAUUCUGCCCGAUGUUUAUGCCUUUCAUUACGCGUAUCUUCAACGCUCAACCCUUUCCUAUUGCCAUUCACCGACGGAUAACUGAACUGGGAACGGAUUUCUCAACGGCAAUCGCCGGCAACGUAAACUCGAACCACGACGACCUCGUUCGGUCUUUAGCGUCGCACACUCAAAAGUUACGAAACGGUUUCGAGAAAUCGAGUUUUCCACGAGGUGGUGGGGGCUGAACGGGAGAAAAAGAGUCGAAGAAUCCGGAUCACCUUCCAGGCCCGAGAGUCAAGUGCACGGUGAAGGGUGAAGGAACUCGCGCGAGAUCGGCGGCGCGAUUAGAGGUGGCCCGAAGCGUAUCUCGCGCGUAUCUCUUAAUACGCGCGGCGAAGCCCGCGGUCCCGCGAGUAAAACACACCGCUCGCCCUCGCACAUGGAAC
Ceratina calcarata is the source of this 2727-nucleotide messenger RNA. RefSeq lists its product as uncharacterized. The record is from RefSeq and is a predicted model, not a curated record. Gene Ontology annotation, cellular component: chitin-based extracellular matrix. The transcript is spliced from 2 exons. NCBI's taxonomy places the organism in Eukaryota, Metazoa, Arthropoda, Insecta, Hymenoptera, Apidae. Gene Ontology annotation, molecular function: structural constituent of chitin-based larval cuticle. Bases 78 to 1277 code for a protein of 399 amino acids.